Arctia plantaginis is the source of this 1569-nucleotide messenger RNA. The record is from the annotation of a GenBank genome assembly. Lineage: Eukaryota; Metazoa; Arthropoda; Insecta; Lepidoptera; Erebidae.
AUGAAAAGAUUCAUCACUAUCAGUUUGUUUAUGGUUCUAGUUUUACCAUACGCGAUAACUAAAAAGCCUAAAGAGAAAAUACCGCCUAGAAUGAAGUACAAGAAAACACAUUAUGUGCGUGGGCGCACUACAAUGGUACACUUGUUCGAAUGGAAGUGGAAAGAUAUUGCCGCUGAAUGUGAAAGGUUUCUUGGACCUAAAGGAUAUGGUGGCGUUCAGGUUUCUCCCCCCAAUGAAAAUUUAAUGGUUAGACUGCAAAAACGUCCUUGGUGGGAACGCUACCAACCUAUUUCUUAUCGCUUGAUCACGCGCUCAGGUAACGAAAAACAAUUCGCUAAUAUGGUACGAAGGUGCAACAACGUUGGAGUCAGAAUUUACGUAGAUGCGGUCGUCAACCACAUGGCCGCCCAAUCGGACGAGUACUACGGCACCGGUGGUAGCAAAGUCAACUUUGGAGACUGGGUCUACCCUUCUGUACCAUAUUAUAGUUACAAUUUCAAUUGGCCACAUUGUAUUAUUUCUAAAGAGGAUUAUAAAUGUUGUCCUGAAAGGGUUCGCAACUGUCAACUGGACGGUCUAAGGGACUUAAACCUAGGUACCGAACACGUGCGUGAUGUGUUAGUGAAGUAUUUAAACCAUCUUAUAAGGUUAGGUGUCGCAGGGUUCAGGAUUGACUCAGCGAAACACAUGUGGCCCUUUGAUCUGAAAAUUAUCUAUAGCCGCCUACAUAGCCUGAGUACUAAACACGGUUUCCCUAGUGGUGCUCGGCCCUUUAUUUAUCAAGAAGUCAUUGAUUUUGGAGGAGAAGCCAUCAGCAGUGAUGAAUAUACUGCAAUGGGUGCUGUAACCGAGUUUAGAUAUGGAAUGGAAGUAUCAAGAGCUUUCCAGCGUUUUAAUGUUCUUUCUUGGUUGCAUAAUUUGGGUACCAGCUGGGGUUUCGUACCCUCACACAGUGCUAUUACUUUCAUCGAUAAUCAUGAUAAUCAAAGAGGAUACUGCCCUGGGUGCAAUAUCCUUACUUAUAAAAAGCCGAAGAAUUACAUCGGCGCUGUCGCAUUUAUGUUGGCUUAUUCUUACGGCAAUCCUCGGAUAAUGAGCAGUUUCAAAUUUGAAAAUCCUGACGUUGGACCUCCAAUGGAUGAAAAUCAAAGGAUUCUUUCCCCUUCAAUUAAACGUGACGGCAGUUGCGGUAACGGGUGGGUUUGCGAACAUCGUUGGCCACAAAUUUACAGCAUGGUCGCCUUCAGAAAAGUAGCCGCAAAUAAUAGGGUCAAUGACUGGUGGGAUAAUGGCAGCAAUCAGAUUGCAUUUUGCAGGGGGGCAGUGGCAUUCGUGGCUUUUAACAACGAUCUUAUAGACUUCGAUGAAACUUUACAGGUCUGUGUUCCGCCUGGUAGAUAUUGUGAUGUGAUUACUGGCGUCAUCAAACGCAGGAAUUGUACCGGCAAAUUAGUAACUGUAAACAAAGAUGGAAGAGCUCGUAUUAGUAUUAGGGCCCAUGCCAAAGAUAUGGUAUUAGCUAUCCAUGUAGGAAAACAAGUAAGUCCUUGUGCAGUACAUGUUCUUUAG